Molecule: messenger RNA, 2515 nt
Organism: Phragmites australis (common reed)
Lineage: Eukaryota; Viridiplantae; Streptophyta; Magnoliopsida; Poales; Poaceae
Product: receptor protein kinase-like protein ZAR1
Exons: 2
Coding region: 142-2373 (743 amino acids)
Biological process (GO): protein phosphorylation
Molecular function (GO): ATP binding; protein kinase activity; protein binding
Source: RefSeq, a predicted model, not a curated record
ACUACAUACAUCGUGACACGCUUACUAUUGCACAUCUCCAUCUUCCUCCUCUCUCCUCUCUCUAGACACACUUCAGCUGCUACCUCGCAGCUCAAACGACAGUUGCAGAGGGCCAAGGCGAGCCAACAUUGGUGACAUUAAAUGAGGAGUCUACUGUACUCACUCGGAACUCUACUCCUGCUGCUUCUUGUGCUUCCGUCGCCGUCGGCGGCGCUGUCGGCGGACGGGCUCGCGCUGCUGGCCUUCAAGUCAGCGGUGACGGACGACCCGUCUUCGGCGCUGUCGGCGUGGUCGGACGCCGACGCGGACCCGUGCCGCUGGCAGGGGGUCACCUGCGUCAACACCUCCUCCUCGGCCGGCCCCCGCGUCGUCGGGGUCACCGUCGCGGGCAAGAACCUGUCCGGGUACGUCCCCUCCGAGCUCGGCUCGCUGACUUUCCUCCGCCGGCUCAACCUCCACGGGAACCGCCUCUCGGGUACCGUCCCUCCCGCGCUCGCCAACGCCACCUCUCUCCACUCGCUGUUCCUCUACGACAACAACCUCACGGGAAGCUUCCCGGCGGCACUGUGCGCGCUCCCGCGGCUCCAGAACCUCGACCUGUCACGGAACGCGCUGUCCGGCGCCCUGCCGGCGGAGCUUGGGCGGUGCAGGCAGCUGCAACGGCUGCUCCUCGCGGAGAACGCGUUCUCCGGUGAGGUGCCGCGGGGCGUGUGGCUGGAGAUGGCGAACCUGCAAAUGCUCGACCUGUCGUCAAACAACCUCGGCGGCGCUAUCCCGCCAGACCUCGGCAGGCUCCCGGCGAUCGCCGGCACUCUGAACCUCUCCCGCAACCACCUCUCCGGCGAGGUGCCGCCGGAGCUCGGCCGCCUCCCGGUCACCGUCACGCUCGACCUCCGCUUCAACAAUCUCUCCGGCGAGAUCCCGCAAUCGGGGUCCCUCGCCAGCCAGGGCCCCACCGCGUUCCUCAACAACCCGGGACUCUGCGGCUUCCCGCUCCAGGUCCCCUGCCGCGCCGCGUCUCCAUCCUCCUCGUCCCCACCGCCUCCGUCGUCCUCAGCCGCUGCACGCGGCGCCACGCAGGACCCCCGGCCGCCGAUAAAGGCCACCCUCAUCGUGCUCAUCUCGGUCGCCGACGCGGCCGGCGUCGCGCUCAUCGGCGUCAUCGUGGUGUACGUCUACUGGAAGGUCCGCAACAGGUGCGGGGCCAUCAACAGCAUCAGCGACGAGGAGGAGGAAGGGCGCGGGCUGUUCCCGUGCCCCUGCAUGCGCGCCGACGCGUGCGCGGACUCGUCGUCGGAAUGCUCGGACGACGGCAAGUGCAACGGCGGCACCAGCGGCGGCGGAGGAGGGGCAGAAGGCGAGCUGGUGGCGAUCGACAAAGGGUUCCGGAUGGAGCUGGACGAGCUGCUGCGGUCGUCGGCGUACGUGCUGGGCAAGGGCGGGAAGGGGAUAGUUUACAAGGUGGUGGUGGGCAACGGCACGACGCCCGUGGCGGUGCGGCGGCUCGGCGGUGGCGCUGCAGCGCCAGAGCGGUACAGGGAGUUCGCGGCGGAGGCCGGCGCCAUCGGGCGGGUGCGGCACACCAACGUGGUGAGGCUGCGCGCCUACUACUGGUCCGCCGACGAGAAGCUGGUCGUCACGGACUUCGUCAACAACGGCAACCUCGCCACGGCGCUGCGCGGUCGGUCCGGGCAGCCGAGCCUGUCGUGGUCGCUGCGCCUGCGGAUCGCCAAGGGCGCGGCGCGCGGGCUCGCACACCUCCAUGAGUGCAGCCCGCGCCGGUUCGUGCACGGCGAGGUCAAGCCCUCCAACAUCCUGCUCGACGCCGACUACAACGCGCUCGUCGCCGACUUCGGCCUCGCUCGCCUCCUCACCAUCGCCGGCUGCACCGACGUCUACUGCGUUGCCGGAGCCGGCGGGGUCAUGGGCGGCGCGCUCCCUUACGCGAGGCCGCCAGCCGCGGCGCUGGACCGCCCCAGCGCGUACCGCGCCCCCGAGGCCCGCGCGCCGGGGGCGCGGCCGCCGAGCCAGAAGUCCGACGUGUACUCCUUCGGCAUCGUGCUGCUCGAGCUGCUCACGGGGAAGCCGCCGGAGCACGGUUCGCCGUCCGCGUCCUCCUCGUCGUCGUCGUUCCCGGGGCCCAACGAGCAGAAGCAGCAGCAGGCGCCGGAGAUCGUGAGGUGGGUGAGGCAGGGGUUCGAGGACGCGCGGCCGCUGUCGGAGCUAGCCGACGCCGCCGUGCUGCGGGACACCGGCGCGCGGAAGGAGGUGGUCGCAGCGUUCCAUGUCGCGCUCGGGUGCGUGGAGGCGGAUCCGGAGCGCCGGCCGCGGAUGAAGGCCGUGUCCGACAGCCUCGAUAAGAUCGGCGCGUGAGUACGUCGGAAUGGUGCCGGAGUUAUCUAUUAUUUCCCCCCGUAAUUAUGCUAUUGUUACCGUUCUUUUCUUUGGGUUUUCGUUUCAUCCCUUGGAUGCAAUGAAUGUAGGCUGUAGCACGGGAGCGUAUUUUACGUUUUUA